Molecule: messenger RNA, 2024 nt
Organism: Lethenteron reissneri (Far Eastern brook lamprey)
Lineage: Eukaryota; Metazoa; Chordata; Hyperoartia; Petromyzontiformes; Petromyzontidae
Product: nucleolar protein dao-5-like
Source: RefSeq, a predicted model, not a curated record
CCGCCAAAAGUGACGGCGGUCCUUGUGGGCGGCCCGAGGCACAGUAAAUUAGCGUUAAUAACAAAAACAUAAUAUUAUGAAUUAAUCAAUUGUAAUUUAGUGUUUUUGAGGUAAAUAUGUAGGCCACCUUUCCGAUCCGUGUCAAAGUUAUGAGAAAAUGCCACCACCUCGAUCCAGGCCAGUGUUGGACUAUUCAUCGUUCGGGGAACUGGAUGGCGAUGACGAUGACUUCCGGAUCCGCAAGGCCGCCCGUCCGGAUAAGAAGCGGAGCCAGGAGGCGGCCGCGGGCAAGAGAAGGAAGAAACAGCAAGACGAGUGCGCGCUACAGCUGUCGGAUGAGCUGACCUACGAGCAGGAGCUGCAGGUGGCGCUGGCCCUGUCCAUGCAGGAGAACACCGUCACCGCACCCGCCAGCCCGGCAGCAGAGGCCUCGACCCCAGCAGCCACCGAAGCGGUCUCGAACCCUGACCCGCCCAACCGGGCAGCCGCGGCUCAAAACACUUUGGUUGCCGCACAGGAUGACCCCGGCACACCCAUUCCUCCGACGGCCACCGCCGCUGCUGCUGCUCCUCCGAGCCCAGAGCAGCUGCUGGCGCUAUCGGACAAGCCGAGUUCCGGGUCCCCCCUGGCAUUGGCCGAGCCGUCGGCCAGCGAUCGGCGAAUGCUUUCGCCACCAUUGCACGACGAGCCAGAGACGCCCGCGGUGAAGGGAGGAUGCUCCGAGGGAGAGGAGGGCCGCGUCGGUCUGCGGCCAGAGUCGGCGACGGCCUGCGAGCCCGGAACCGGCCUAGGCGAGGAAGCCGCGGAGAGCGGGCCGCAAGCGACCGGUGAUUGCGGAACCGCGACGACGCCGCCGCCGGCAACGACACUUUCAGCGUCAGCAUCAUCGUUGACGGUGCCAGAAGAGCUCCACGAUAGGGGGAAACAGCCAGAGGCCCUAGCAGAGUGCGACACGUCGGAGAGCGCCGCGCGCGCGUCUGGCAAAGGCCAAGCCAAACGCAGGAGCAAGGCCAAGGUCCUCCCUUCCACAUCGCCCCCGGCGCACGAUCCUGCCGUCACCCCGUCUCCAGCGGCGGCUUCGCCCGUCACGGAGGCGGCGCCCAGCAAGGGGAAAUCUCGCAAGAAGGCGCCGGCGGCGGCGGCGGUGGAAAAACCUGUCAAGAAAAGAGUCAAGUCGAAGGCGAAGGGCAGCGCUGCCCUAGAGCAGCCGGCGCAGGUUGGCGCCCCUCCACCUCCUCCGCCACAAGCGGCUGUGCCUCCGCAAGACGCGAACGGCGUGACCGCAGAUGUCGCUUCCGAAGCGGCUCCGGACCCAUCCGCAAGCGCGGCCGUGGCCGACGACGGGGCAACCGACAACGCCGGUGCCUCUGACCACAGCGCGUCGCUCAAGAAGAACAAGAAGGCCAAGACGAGCAAGCCGGUGGGCACGGCACGACCCACGGUGGUCACGCUGCAGCAGAUCAGCGGCGGCGGAGCGAACCAGGAGGGCACUGAUGCCGAAGCCGUCGCUGCUAACGGUAAGAAGAGCGCGGCGGUCAAACCAGCUGCUGCCAAAAGUCGGAAAAUUCUACAGCCGGCAGUUGCUACAGCGGGACGGGGGCUGGGCUCCCCACGGUGCCGAGGGGCCGAAGCGUCAUCGGGAACUCCCGUGGGAGCGACCGGAGCGGCGGCCGCCUUGGCUCGCUCGCCAGGAGGCAUAACCCUGCGCCUGGGCCUGUCGCGGUUCGCUCGGAUCAAGCCCCUGCACCCGACGCUGCCACCAGAGUAGAGACGUCCUGCCGGGAUCGGACAACGCCGGGAUCGGUCCAAGUGGAUCAGCUGUAUUUGGUUAAUGUCACCAGAACCAGCUGUAUUUGGUUAAUGUCACCAGAACCAGCUGUAUUUGGUUAAUGUCACCAGAACCAGCUGUAUUUGGUUAAUGUCACCAGAACCAGCUGCAUUUUGGUUAAAUUUACGAGAACAAGCUGUAUUGGAUAAAUUCUAGAUUUGAAGCUUUCGUGACUGCAAGGAUUCAUACUCUUAGU